CCGAGGGAGCUCCGGCGGCGGCGGGGGAGGCGGGAGGCGGCGGCCGCCACGGACCCGCUCGGCGCCUCGGCCUCUCCGCCCCCUCCCCAGCCUUUCUUGCGCCCUCUGCGCUCCCGCUCCGGCCGGCGCCGCGGCUUUGUGCGCGGAGAUGGUGUAGCCCCCGCGCGCCCCGAGGAGGAGCCGCACGCUGUCUCCAGUCUCCGAGCUGCGUCCCCGCCCCCGGAGGACAGACCCCCCUCGGCUCGGCGUCUCCCGGCUGCUGGGGACACCUCGGCGGCGCCGGCACCAUGAGUGAACAGAGUAUCUGUCAGGCAAGAGCUGCCGUGAUGGUUUAUGAUGACGCCAAUAAGAAGUGGGUGCCAGCUGGGGGCUCAGCUGGGUUCAGCAGAGUUCAUAUAUAUCACCAUACAGGCAACAACACAUUCAGAGUGGUGGGCAGGAAGAUUCAGGACCAUCAGGUGGUGAUAAACUGUGCCAUUCCUAAGGGGUUGAAGUACAAUCAAGCGACACAGACCUUCCACCAAUGGCGAGAUGCUAGACAGGUGUAUGGUCUCAACUUUGGCAGCAAAGAAGAUGCCAAUGUCUUCGCAAGUGCCAUGAUGCAUGCCUUAGAAGUGUUGAAUUCCCAGGAAACAGGGCCAACAUUGCCUAGACAGAAUUCACAACUGCCUGCCCAAGUUCAAAAUGGCCCAUCACAAGAAGAAUUGGAAAUUCAAAGAAGGCAACUGCAAGAACAGCAGCGACAGAAGGAACUGGAGCGGGAAAGGCUGGAGAGAGAAAGAGCGGAGAGGGAGAGAUUGGAGAGGGAGAGGUUGGAGAGGGAGAGACUGGAGAGGGAGAGGUUGGAGAGGGAGAGACUGGAGAGGGAGCGCCUAGAACAGGAACAGCUGGAGAGAGAGAGACAAGAACGCGACCGGCAGGAUCGCCUGGAGAGGGAGCGGCAGGACCGGGAGCGGCUGGAGAGGCUGGACCGGGAGCGGCUGGAGAGGCUGGAGCGGGAGCGGCUGGAGAGAGAGCGACAGGAGCAGCUGGAGAGGGAGCAGCUGGAAUGGGAGCGGGAGCGGAGAGCAUCCAGCGCUGCUCCAUCUUCAGAGAGCUCCCUGUAUAAUGCUCCACUUCCUGAGUAUGCCAGUUGCCAGCUUCCUUCAGCACCUCCUCCAUCAUACGCUAAAGUCAUCUCAGCUCCAGUGUCCGGUGCCACUCCUGAUUACGCUGUAGUGACCGCUUUGCCACCUUCUUCCACACCCCCUACACCACCACUUCGACACCCAGCGACACGUUUUGCAACCUCUCUAGGUUCAGCCUUCCACCCUGUCCUGCCCCAUUACGCUACAGUUCCUCGUCCUCUGAACAAAAACUCUCGGCCUUCCUCUCCCGUGAACACGCCCUCUCCUCAGCCUCCGGCUGCGAAGCCCUGUGCCUGGUCUACUUCCAAUUUCUCGCCCCUCCCUCCGUCUCCUCCAGUAAUGAUUAGCAGCCCCCCGGGCAAAGCUACUGGUCCCAGGCCUGUCCUCCCUGUUUGUGUUUCUUCUCCUGUGCCCCAAAUGCCUCCAUCGCCAACAGCCCCCAACGGGCUGCUUGACUCUGUCACAUGUCCAGUGUCUCCACCGCCUACCUCAGGGCCAGCAGUGCCGCCUCCGCCGCCGCCUCCACUGCCUUCCCUCGCACCACCCUCACACUGUGGAUCUCAAGCCUCUCCUCCUCCGGGCACCCCUGUUGCCUCAACUCCCUCAUCCAAGCCCAGUGUUCUCCCUUCUCCCCCUGCAGCUGCCCCUGCCUCUGUGGAGACUCCUCUAAACUCUGUGCUGGGGGACUCCUCUGCUUCUGAGCCAGGCUUGCAGGCAGCCUCUCAGCCGGCCGAGACUCCAGCCCCACAGGGCAUUGUCUUGGGACCACCUGCACCUCCACCGCCCCCUCCCCUCCCACCAGGUCCUGCCCAGGCUUCAGCCACACUCCCUCCACCCCCAGGACCCCCUCCACCCCCUCCUCUUCCCUCCUCAGGGCCUCCGCCUCCGCCUCCUCUACCCCCCCUUCCUAACCAAGUGCCCCCUCCUCCUCCACCACCGCCCGCUCCUCCUCUCCCUGCAUCUGGAUUUUUUGCGGCAUCCAUGUCAGAAGACAAUCGCCCUUUAACUGGACUCGCAGCUGCCAUUGCUGGAGCAAAACUUAGGAAAGUGUCACGGAUGGAGGAUGCCUCUGCCCCAAGUGGAGGGAGUACCAUUGGUGUGAAUUCGGCCUCGUCUAAAACAGAUUCAGGUCGUGGAAAUGGACCCCUUCCUUUAGGGGGUAGUGGUUUAAUGGAAGAAAUGAGUGCCCUGCUGGCCAGGAGGAGAAGAAUUGCUGAAAAGGGAUCAACAAUAGACACAGAACAAAAAGAGGACAAAAAUGAAGAUUCAGAGCCUGUAACUUCUAAGGUGUCUUCAACAAGUACAGCUGAACCAACAAGAAAACCUUGGGAAAGAACAAAUACAAUGAAUGGCAGCAAGUCACCUGUUAUCUCCAGACGGGAUUCUCCAAGGAAAAAUCAGAUUGUUUUUGACCACAGGUCCUAUGAUUCAUUACACAGACCCAAAUCUGCACCCUCCUCACAGCCCAGUGCCAAUGGGGUCCAGACAGAGGGGCUGGACUAUGACAGGUUGAAGCAGGACAUUUUAGAUGAAAUGAGAAAAGAAUUAACAAAGCUAAAAGAAGAGCUCAUUGAUGCAAUCAGGCAGGAACUGAGCAAGUCAAAUACCGCGUAGAGCAGCAAACUAAGGAGAGAAGGGACUUGAAUCUGGAGAGAGAAAAAAAAAACCUGCAAACAACAACUGUUAACAACAACAAACCCCUACAUUUUGUGAGCUGUGAGAAGAAAAUGGAGACAAACAGUCGGAAAGAGGGAAAAACCAAUGUGUUUGAAAGCCUUCAGACAUUAUUACUCUGGUGAUAAGCUAUUUCCCUCCCAGUUUGCUGCUUUUUUCUGACCUUUACAGCAGGAUGGAAGAGAGUCGUAUAAGAGUUCCUAUAACAGUUAUGCAGAGAAUACUAAACCCGUCAGGCGAGAUCACCGUGCAUUCAAAUAUUUUCAUGUCAAGAAAAAAAUCGCACACUUCCCACAAUCCAUUGCUAAAAUAAAGAGGAGAAAGGCUUAAGAAGUUUUUUUCAGAGAGCGCUGAUGAAGAAUUUAGCAAGUUAUGCUAUUGUAUUGUAAAUGUUUCUCUCAGGUUUGUCUUCCUAUCGUAUUUGAUAUUCCAUGAAUAAUUGAGAUCAGCCCUGUGUAGGUUAAGAUCUUAAAAUGCGGAACAAAUGGAAUUGUAUGUGCUUUCCAAAGGGUGAUAUUUAUAAGAAAGUGUCCUAAAAAUGACUUAUCCAGCUUGAGGAAUUUUAGAGUGAUAGGAAGUCUCUCGUUAGCCUUCAUGCAAUUUUGUAGAUUAAAACAUAAAAUUCGUCCAGAAUUGAAAGAUUUAGAUGCCUUCCUAAAUUGUUACAAUGCUUUACCAAAUCUGUGACUCCUACAUAACACAAACCAGUGGUCAAAUGUAAAACAAUGUAUUGUAGAUUUACUGUAGGUUUUCAACCUUUUUUAGAUUUAUGCAUGUGGACAUUUUUAUAAUGUAAUUACAACCACCACAAAAUUAGCUUUUUUAAUUGCAGACAGUAAUGCAUGUCACACUAACACGUAGUGGCCUUCUCAAGGCCUAGUCCCAGGGAGAACAUUUUGUAGAGUAUAGGGGAGUGGGAGGAAGGGAAGGAAUAAUUUUUUAUUUAAAGUUAAUUUCUGCACUCUCUUUUUUCUCAAUUACCUGCAUGAAUAAUAACGAGGAAUAUUUUGUGACUUUAAUUGGUAAAUAUGUUAUCAGAACCAAGUACUGAAUCUUUUACAUCAUAUCUUCAGCUCUUUAUAUUUUAACUUCAGUAAUUUCAGUGGCCUGAAACAUGAUUCUGAGCUUCACACGAGUUCUCUCUUACUGUGGAACUCAAAAGUUCGAUCCCUGAAUUUGGCAGUUACCAUGACCUAGGUGCCCUGCAGUCCUACAGGCCUUCAGGUACACGUUCCUGACAAGGAAGCUGCUUUUGAACUUUGUUAUGUUCAAAUACGAGAAGUAACAAUGAUGGCAGCCGUUAAGGUCGCAGAAAUCAUUAGGUAAAGGGAAACCAAUGAUGAGUUCUUUGUAAUUUUCUUUUAAUAAAUAAAGUGAGAUGUAGGUGGUGGGAAGAAGGAAUUAGAUACUCUACUUACCACCGUGUCUGUGCGUGUGUGUGUGUGUGUGGGUGUGCACACGCAUGUGUGUAUGUAAUCCACUCCGUUUUCUUUGAAACUCGUAAGAUUAAAAUAGGGGAGAAAUCCUAUAUGUUGCAAUGAUAGAUUUUUAAACAAAUUUAGGAAAUCGGAAAUUCUCCGGGCUCUCCAUCUUGAUUUAUGCUUGAGUUAUGUGCCAUAUUUGCUUUGAAAUCUUUGAUUAUCAGUUUUACUAAAAUUUCAAAGACAUAAUCCAUUUUCAUCUGUUUUCUAGAUCUCUUACAUCUUAGUUCAUAACACAGAGCUUGUUGAUAGCAUGGUUUUCUAAAUGCUGCAGAUUUGCAGCCAUUUCCACUUCAAAGAGGUUUGAAUGAGGGAAUUUUUUUUUCCUUGUUAAAAUAGUUUCUGUUUCUGUAGAAACUUCAUUUUGAGAUUAAUCUGUGAUGGAUGAGCUAUGAUAAUUCAUAUACGGUUCUUUUUUCUGUCAGCUAUUCACUGUCAUGCAAUAGUAGUUAAAGGCAUUAAAGAUACAGCAAGCUUUUAAAGUACUAUUUUCUAAAAGAAAUAGGAGAGAUUUUCAUCUUUAUUAUUGUACCUUUGGUUAUACAAACACUUUGAUGAUAUAAACGUUUAUGUCCCCUAUAAAUCUGGUCAGAAAUCACUUUUGAUUUUGUUGGUUAAGUUAAAUAGUCAGUGGUAGGAUAGAGUACUGGGUACACGUGGUCCAAAGUAAGGUAAAAGACUACAAUAAAUUGCUAGAUCUUAAAAAGAAACUGGUUUAUGCACUAAACGUUUUGUGCCUUGGUCUAAUAUUAACACGAUGUCUGUGUGAAAUGGCAAAAAGAACCAGUGUCGAAUCACGUUCUAUUUUCCAUCAUUUUGCAUUAUCCCAGAUUGCUAAUGUGUUCUUUCCAAGAGAUUUGAUUGAAUUACUCUAUACAUUUACUGUCAGGCAUGACAGUUUUGUCAUUGUUAGAGAUUUCAGUAAUUAAAAUGGGCAACAGAAGCUUAAGUUAUUUUCCUUCUCAAAACUGUGUUCCUUGGAGCCACUUUAUUCCGAUGGUGUUCGUGCUCUUGUUCAUUGGAUGUCUUAAGCUCAGUGCAGUUUAGGGAUCCUUUCUAAUGACAGGAAGGUACUCCUUUCCUCAACACUGUGAUCUGACCUGUGACAAAUCUGUACUAUACACUCUGUCAAUGGCUAACCGGUCAAUUGCAAACCAACUGAAUGUACAAACCUUAGUGCUGGUGCUGAAAUCUCUUGAGAACAGUCAUCACGAUUUCAAAGUUUGUUUUGAAAUUUGCAAGCAUCAAGUGUCAAUCAAAACUGAAGAUGAAACACUAAUGAAUGUCGAAUUCUCAUGCUUUAGGUGUACUUCCUUUUUAGAUUUUCGGUUCUCUGCUAUUUUUACCGCACUGUUUCAUUUAAAUUUCCUACACGCUAACUUCGUUUGUGCGAUUGAAAUAAAAUUGCAGUAUAUACA
Ceratotherium simum simum (southern white rhinoceros) is the source of this 5700-nucleotide messenger RNA. The record is from RefSeq and is a predicted model, not a curated record. Lineage: Eukaryota; Metazoa; Chordata; Mammalia; Perissodactyla; Rhinocerotidae.